AUGAUGGCCGAGCCGGAUCCGCUGGAAGAAAUGCUCCAGUACUUCACCGAUAGCGACAAAGAAGAUAUCCCAAUCAAUACCCGAGGACCAAGCAUAGAUCAAAGACGAUACAAAGGGCAGCUCAAGUUGCAGUCGGAUUAUCUUUCUGGCACUGCAACUUACACCGACCGCGAAUUCCGGAGAAGAUUUAGAAUCACAAAAACCAUCUUCAGCAGGAUCAGUAACGACUUGGUUAAUCAUGAUAAUUAUUUUUUGCAGAAACGGGACUGCUGUGGUGUUUUGGGUCUCAGUACCAAACAGAAAGUAACGGCUGCUUUGCGGAUUCUUGCUUACGGAGUCCAUUUCAAAUACGAGUAUGUCUCCUCCUCCCACCCCUCUUCUCGAGGCCUGCUCAUUCUCGCCUCCUCUGAUAAGAUGCUUGUGUGUCUGACCACCAGAGCCAAGUCGCCGUCUGAUACGCUCUGGCAAGCCUGGCGGAAAGCCUGCGGGAACAUCACUGAAGUCCACCGUCAACCGCACCAUCACCCGGCCCUCAGUCCAGCUCUUCCUCCUCAUCAAAUUCAAUGUCCUCGGAAUGUUCAGCACCAGAUAUGA
Messenger RNA from Puccinia triticina, 594 nucleotides. RefSeq lists its product as uncharacterized. The transcript is spliced from 2 exons. The record is from RefSeq and is a predicted model, not a curated record. Lineage: Eukaryota; Fungi; Basidiomycota; Pucciniomycetes; Pucciniales; Pucciniaceae. Bases 1 to 594 code for a protein of 197 amino acids.